AUGGAUCGUCGAAAUGAUGAAUCGGGUUGGAACAUUCCCAAGAAGAAGAAUCCCAAAUCCACCCAAGGUGCUAGUUCCAUGAACAUGACAAUUCCCAAGAAGCGGCCGUCACAAGGAAGUUCAUCAUCCUCCUCCUUGACUGGAUCCAUUCCACGAAAGGGACCUUCCAAUGCCCUGCCGCCACCACCUAUUCCACGCAAGUCCUCUUCUGGUGUCAUACCGAGAAAGUCUUCUUCGUCGUCGUCUGUUCCAAGGAAAUCAUCCUUCAGUGACGGGGGUUCUAUACCGAGACGACCGUCCCAUGGCAACGGAGGUUCGACACACAGUAGUAGAGGUUCCUAUGAUAGUGGCGGCGGGUCAAUACCGAAACGACCAUCUCAUGAUGCUAGCAGAGGUUCCAUCCCACGGCGACCGUCCUAUGACAACAACAAUUCUAGUAUACCGAAGAAGCAUCAUGCAUCCUCGUCGUCACAUUCCAUUCCAAGAAAGACAGACAAGAUUCCAAAGAAAAGCUCGUCCAUCCCUUUGCACAAGUCAUCUUCUUCAAGUCAUGGCUUUGAUAACCCCUCGCGGCAUCCACCACCACAGCGUACCAAGAGACCAUCUCGCAGUGGGUGGGAAAACUUUAUUGUUACGGAACGGCCAUUGGUCAUUCGGAUACCUCUCAAGGGUGUAUCCAUGAUUGAAGGGAUUCCUCCGCCCAUGUCACAGGAUGGUGGUAUUGGGAGAAAACGCAAGAGCGUGUCCUAUCAAGAACUGGACGACACGGAUUCGGACGACUACAUGACAGAAGAAGAAGAGCGCCGUUUGAAGGCCAAAAAGAUUCGUCUGAGCAAGAAAACGACAGCCAAUCCCCAAUCCAACGAUGCCUCGGGGGAGAAGGCAACUGGAACAGACGUGGACGACACUGUCAGUGCUGCUGCAGUUGCUCCGGCACCAGUGGCGGUGGACGAUUCUAACAUUUCCAAUUCCGACUUUUGGGCGCUGAACAAUAGCUUGUCGGUAGAUGCGCCACCGCCUGGAACCCUCAAUACACUUUGGUAUUCGCGAGAAUGUUUUGGACAUGUUUUGGUCGUGGAAAAGAUUCUGGCUUGGAAGAUGCGACCAGUGUCCAAGUUGGAAUGGGUACCAGAGACAUUGACUCCCAAAGAGGAAGGAUACAUUCAACCUCGACCGGCUAUCGAUACUGCAUUGGCUGCCAAGUUGUCGAACAUGGCGCUUACCAAUCCUGUCAUUACUUCGGAUGCCAACAAACGCAUGGAAGUGAGUCGCCUGGCUCCUGCAGAGUGUCCCAUCGUCAUGACAAUGGCGGUAAGUACACAGGACGACGAGGAAAAGCCCGAACAGAAAGAAGGUGACGACGAAGGUGACACCACCAAGCCAGAGCCAAAAUAUCGAAUCAAGGCACUUCAAGAAAAGGACCGCGAAGAAGUCUACCUUGUCAAAUGGAGAGGAAGGUCACACUUGCAUGCAUCUUGGGAACGGGGGUCAGAUAUCAUCAAGUACGAUCAGUCCAAGAAUACAGCGCGGCACAAGAUACGCCGUUUUGUACAGUCGCAGGAACUCAUGUAUGGCAAGAAUUGGCGAAAAGUAUUGGAAGAAGAGCGAAGUACGGCCGCCACCAUUCAUGCGCAUGGACUACAAGACGGUACGGUUGACAAAGAAACGGUGGAUGAGGAUUAUUAUCCUCCCGCUUGCACCGAAGUGGAGCGAAUAUUGGCUUGUGAUGAGUCUGAAAUGGACAUGAACUUGUUUGCAAAGCAACGCGCUCGAAACAUUCUGCGAGAUCAGCAAAUUUUGAAGGAAAAGGAAUCAAAUACAACGAAAAGAUGGAAUUCCAAAGAGGGUCUGGCUGGAUUACUGAAAGAGAUUCCAUGGGAUCCCGAAGAUAAUGUUCGGUAUGUGGUCAAGUGGAAGACCCUUCCGUUUUCCGAGGUGACCUGGGAAUACUGGCGAGACAUCAAGCGUGAUGCUGUGGAUGAAGCGGAAGACUUUUGGACACGCCAAAAGCCACCAGAACAAAAUGUAAUCGAUCGGAACAACCGAUCGCAUCCGCAUAUUCGAGACUUUCGUAAGAUGCAAGAGUCGCCAGUAUAUGGGCUUUCGAAGCGAAAGCGUCAUAUUGCUGAUUUAGGUCAAGAUAAGGAGGAAGAUGGCGACGACGUGAAGCAAGGGUUCCGUCUACGAAGCUACCAGUUGGAAGGAGUGAAUUGGCUCCUGUUCAACUGGUGGAAUAAACGAUCCUGUAUUCUGGCGGACGAGAUGGGUUUGGGAAAGACGAUUCAAUCGAUGUGUUUUCUUAGAAGCCUUCAAGACGAUCCAACUACUGGUGUGCGGGGGCCGUUCUUGGUUGUUGCUCCACUGUCAUUAAUUGGACAGUGGCAAUCGGAGGCGAAAACCUGGGCACCUGAUCUGAAUGUUGUUCUAUAUCACGGCUCUGCGGACGCGAGAGACUUCCUUGUAAAGCAAGAGUUCUACUAUACUGAUCAGUUUGUUCCAAAAGCAACAGCAAUAAAGCUGAAGAAGCAACAUGUCACAAAGUUUCACAUCCUUAUUACGACCUAUGAAGUUGCAAUGAAAGACACUAAUAUUCUCUCCAAAAUUCGAUGGCGGGCUUUGGUCGUCGAUGAAGCUCAUCGUCUGAAAAAUCCAAAAUCAAGACUCUUUGCAGACCUUGCUGCUUUUCCUCGCGACUACUGCCUCCUCUUGACCGGAACGCCUCUGGCAAAUGCCACGGAAGAGUUAUGGGCACUUUUGCAUUUUGCGGACAAUUCCGCUUUCAAGUCAAAGGAUGAUUUUCUUGACAAGUUUGGGCAGCUCACGGAUGCAGAUCAAGUCAAGGAGUUGCACACUGUUCUAAAACCGUACCUGCUUCGGCGCAUGAAGGAAGACGUAGAAAAGUCGUUGCCUCCAAAGGAAGAGACUAUCUUGGAAGUUUCUCUGACGCCUGUUCAAAAGAAGUUCUACAAGGCAAUCUAUGAACGGAAUACGACUUUCUUGUUCAAGGGAUCGAAACCAAGCAACGCCCCAAGCCUCAUGAAUGUGAUGAUGGAACUUCGAAAGUGCUGCAACCAUCCAUACCUCAUUCGUGGUGCAGAAGACCGAAUUCUCACAGAUGCUGCUCUGGAAAAGAGAGCACUCGAGCCGGCUGUUCCUCCUGACCCAGUCGCGUUGUUUGGGGAACAACUGAUCAAGAGUUCAGGGAAAAUGGUCCUCAUUAGCAAGCUUCUUCCCAAACUUUUGGCCAACGGCCACAAAGUUUUGAUAUUUAGUCAAAUGGUACGAGUUUUGGAUCUACUGGAAGAGGUGAUGAAGCUGAUGAAGUACAAAUACGAACGUCUUGAUGGCUCUACAUCCUCAUCAUCGCGUGCUGCAGCUGUGGAUCGAUUCGUCCGAAAGUCGUGUCAGCGCUUUGUGAUGUUGCUAAGUACUCGAGCAGGAGGUCUGGGUCUGAAUCUAACGGCCGCUGAUACCGUUAUUAUUUUCGAUAGUGAUUGGAACCCCCAAAAUGAUUUACAAGCAAUGGCCCGAGCCCAUCGAAUUGGGCAGACAAGGGCUGUUCGCGUCUACCGACUCUUGACUGCAAAGACGUACGAGAUGCAUAUGUUUCACAGUGCGAGUAUGAAGUUGGGUCUCGAGAGAGCGGUGCUGUCACAACAAAGAGAUCAGGGAGAAGGAGAACAAGAUGAAGGCGGGCAACCGAAGUCCACAGCCAAGAGCGACCGGGAAGCGCAGGCAAAAGAAAUUGAUUCUCUGCUCAAGAAGGGUGCAUACGACGUUUUUAAGGACGACAAUGACGAAGAAGCAAAACAGUUCAUGGAAACAGACAUCGACCAACUUCUUGAAAAGAGCGCCACAACAGUGACGUAUGGUCCAAACCAAACUAAUCUGAGCAAUGGUCUUGGAAGUUUCAGCAAGGCGAGUUUCGUUGCCGAUACAGGAGACGGUGAAAAGGACGUUGACUUGGACGACCCUGACUUUUGGCAGAAAGCGGUCGGUCUCGAGAAACCAGUUGAGACAACUGAAGAAGUUGCUCAAAUGCUCGACGACGGUGUCAAAAGGAGCCGAAAACAAGUCCAAGUAUAUGACCCAUAUGCUGAGAUUGCUGAAAUGGAGCAACGGAAGAUUGAGGAAGAAAAGCUGAGGAAAGAAGAGGAGAAAGAGGAACGAGAGAGGGCGAGAAAGGAAAAGAAAAAACGAAAACAGGUUGAGAAGGAGCAAAAAAAGAAAGAAAGAGAGGAAGCUCGCGAACAAAAAGUCGAUGCAAAGACGGCUGAGAAGGAACUAGAAAAGGAGGCAAUCCAAAAGAAACAAUCCAAGGACGCAAAGCCUAAGAAGGCAAAGAAGAUUCCUGACAAGUCCCGACUUUCAAAGCGCCUCGAGUUGGAUAACCCAGAUUAUUCCCUGAAGCAAGGUUGGGAUGUGCCCCAGAGAAAUCGUGCUGUUGCUGCUUUCUUGAGGUUCGGAUUCUCAAGAUUUUGUCGUAUCCGAAGUGAAUCAAACCUCACAAGUCUCCCGAUUCACGACUUUGAGGUCUUCUGUCGAUCUUACUUCUUUCAGUUGUCUCUUCAAGCUGCUGUUCCGAUUAUGCAAAUGCUGAAAGAUGAGUCCGCAAUGCUGAAGGAACGAAGUGUGAAGGAUCUGAUACACGAGUUCCUAGGAACAACAUUUUCGCAUAAGGAAGCAGACUGGAUUUGUGACUGUCUCUCCAAUGGCAUGCGUUCUUUUCUGGAUGUAGAAAGGAACCGCAAAUUUCUCCGUUUGCCAAAAACUUUGGCUGAACCUUCAUUCGUUGAAGAGUUGCGCCGAGGUUCAGCUCUUCGGUCGCUAAGGCGAAUGUUCCUUCUUUGCCGGGUUCAACGGAUAAUUGAAGACUGUAGUGAUAAAGUCAUUGGGAAACUUGGCCAUGAGCAACUGGCUCAAAGAGGUUGCCAAACUUUUAGUCUAUCAACCUUGGACUCAGAUUUGAAGGCAAGACUAGUCAGCACAGAGGAGCUGGCACUAACACUUGGCUUGUACCUGCAAGGAAUGGAAGGCACAUCACCUGUUGCAUGGUGGGAUCGGAGCUGUGACAUUGCUUUGCUCAUCGGUACUUUUGUCCAUGGGUUGGGGAACUAUGACUCCAUGUUAAGUGAUUCUUCGCUUCCUUUCGGCUUUCGUAUCAAGAAAUAUGCAAAAAUCGACGAGGCGUGUGUUGCUGCUCAGAAGCGCUUUGAAGAUGCGACUGAUGCUGCCCGGCAAGUUUUCGAUGAAUCCCUGGAAGCGUUCGAUUUGAGGGAAGAAAAGAAGAACCUCGCAAUUAUUUCAGCUGCAGCUGCAAACCAAACAGCACUGGAGAAAGACGCCCAAGCUUUACGAGAGGGUGGGGCAGCAGCAGACGCUGUGCUUAGCAAGAUGCCUGAUCAGGCAAGAGGGAAUCGGUAUGAGAUCGUUAAUGGCGAUGAUGGCCAUUUUGUAACACUGAAGAAGCUACGAGAAAAAAUGCGCAGCGUGAUCAGGAAGUGUGACAGCGACAGUGACGCGAGCGCAAAAGACGUCAAUCCAAGUGCAUCGGAGGGAAAAGUUGAAAAUUCUGGCACCACAGGCAGUGAUGCUAAAAGUCGUCGAACCCAAAUUCGUCAUGCUUUAUUGAUGCCAGAUGCACGGGUUUUGUCUCACAGGUUACAGCAAUUGGUGGAACAGGUAGAGACUACCAUGUACAACGAUAACGAACGUGCAAUGCAAGUGGACCGACAGCCGAGUACUGCUUCUAUUUGGCCGUCUUCAGAAGCGGCAUCAGCAAGUCGGGAGAUCAAAUCUCGCUCCUUCUCCCUUGUCUUUGGAGUGGAUUCGCCGAGCAACAACGAGAACGAUGUAUUCACGGGGGUUGGUACCAGCGGUAGUCAAUGCGCCGUUUCUCAUCGAAGUUUAAAUGAUGGGACCGAUUACUGCAACGGGGCUGCAAGUUCGGAACUUGCUCAUGUCGCUUGUGGAACUUCGCGUUAUUUGAGAGCAAUCGGAGUUCCAAUAAAUUUUACGAGGUUUGCGGUUUCUGCUCUGAUUCAUGCUGAUGGACAUUGCGUUCAAAAAGUCAUUGAAUCCGAGAGAGCUAGGAGCAAAACAGAUAGCUCAGCUGAAGUUAAGCACAGCAAGAAUGCGCCUAACGGCACCGAGGCGAAAGGGGAAAAAGUAAGUGACAACGGUGUUGCUGCGGACGACAAAGGACUGGCUGGCAGCGAAUUGGAGCAAAAAUUGAAAGUGGAUGAAAUGGAUAUUGACGGUUUCGAAGCUCCUAAAGAUGAUAUGAAAAAUGGUCACAAAGACAACGGCUCCUCAGUCAAUGACACUCCGGUCAACCCACUGGUUUCAAAGUCUUUCACGGCGAAUGCCAAGUUGCGAGCUAGUGUUUGCAGCGUUGUCCUUCACUUCGGAUUUUUUCACUCAGAUAACGACAACUCGAAAGUGGAACGGCUUCUCUGGAAUAGCAUCAGAGAGCACUGUGGUGAAUUUGAUGAAAAUGACCCAGCGCCAUUGUUCAGUGGCGAACACUUUCGUAAGCGCGUCAUUGAGUUGCUUGACGAUGAUCAAGUUCCAAGUGUCAAUGAGUUGAAAGAGUACAUUGAGUCUUGCCUUCUUCCGCAUUGCCUCCGGCUAUGUCUAAUGGGAAAUGGUCCUUACUCUACUGGCGCUCGGGGAAGCAACGGCAAGUACGGCACUGCUCAAGGCACAAGCCUAUACCCUGAGUACAGUGAGAAUCUGCAGUCUCCGCUCCCUGAUCCUUGUUUGGAGUUGAAGGAACAAUCCAUCGAAGCAUUGGGCGUGGCCUAUGCUAUCCUUCGACGUGUGCAAAUGAUGCGCUCCGCGUUUGCAGUCGCAAGUGGAAAGAUUUCCUUCGCCAAGAUUGACGACAUCCUCCAUUCGUCUUUCAUGAGAAAAUCAAUGAAUGGGUUGCCAGUGUGGUGGUGUCCAUGGAUACACGAUGCAGCGUUGCUGGUUCAUGCGAGUUCGAGAGGCCUCUUUUCAAUACUUCAAGAUCGUCACUCCAAGACACAGACAUCGGCAUUUUCUGUCAAGACCAUCCGACAACACAUGUAUUCUGUGUUUGUCGCUGAGAGUGCGCUUCCAUCAUCGAUUCUGGAGGAAUCACCUCCUGAGGAUUCCACCUCAUGGAUCGAGUUGCAAUCGAAAGAGUUUCCAUCGAUGCAUGUACUGGAGCAGCGUCUCGCCUUUCUCUGUGCAGAGGCAUCGGCGACCCUGGAUGCUGAUGAAGUAUACGAUUGUCUACCAAUGUUUGAUCACGGAAGUUGGCCAAGACUAUCAUGA
Messenger RNA from Cylindrotheca closterium, 7302 nucleotides. The record is from the annotation of a GenBank genome assembly. NCBI's taxonomy places the organism in Eukaryota, Bacillariophyta, Bacillariophyceae, Bacillariales, Bacillariaceae.